AUCCGACGACAACGCCGCCGUUGAGGAAUGCAGCAAACUCAUUCUAAAGUGCCAAGAGAAAAGUUGGAAGUCGGACAGUGUUUUGUGCCGGAAUAAUUUCGCAGAAAUUACCCGUUUGAAUUGAGCAUGGAAUCAAACAUAUAACGAUUGAGUCGCCAGGGUUCGUAUGUCUGUGAAAGCUAGUGUUAAGUGCGAAUGAAUUAAAUAUAACUUUAAAGAAAGCCGCGUAUUAGAAAAAAGUGAAAUUUGUGAAAUCGAAUGAAUAGCCAAAAGGCAAGUGUCCCGGUAAAGUGAACUGCAUGUAACAGUAGCCUUAGCCCUUUCGCAAAACGCCCAGCGUGUUACGUUAAUUGAAUGCAAAUAGCGAGUACCUACAGCUGUCAGAAUGUCCCAUCCGCACGGUUUAAGAUACUCUCAGUACUCAUCCUCUGGGGCCGGUCCUCAGACGAGCAAAUCAUCCCAGUCAUCAUCAUCAUCACCAGCGGUAAACGCUAUCCCUGGUCGACCCGGUAGUGCGACGAUUUCCGGUCCGCCUCAGGUACCGCCACCACCGUCUAUGCGUCCCGCUAUGCUGAUGACGUCUUCCGGUUGUUCGAUGUUACCUCCUCCUCCACUGCCGCAGCAGCAGCAACAACAGCCCCAAUCCAGUUCCCAGCAGGCUCAACAACAGAGUCAGACCACGCAAACUUCCGCCUCGGCCAGUCCGAAGUAUGCGGCAAUAGGUGGAAGCCUGUCUGGGUCGGAUACCGACGUGUCAACAUCUACCGAAAACUUGACCCGGGAGGAACGAUACGUACUACGUCACGCUCGUGUUGAGCCACAAGGUGAGGAAAAUAUGCACGGGAACAUCACUCCGGUGAACGAAAUUCAGGGUCGAUACAUUCCUGAAAAGUUUUCCUCCAAUACAUCGUCGGAUUCCACCCGUUAUGCUACGCCGAACAGCAGCCGUAGCAUCUCGGAGUCACGCAACGCGAUUCACGCUUAUGCCAACAGUGGAAACGAAGGCUCCAACCGAAACUCCUUAGUCGGAACCAACUCCAAUCGAAACUCGCUAAAAGAACCCAACUCAAACCGUUCAUCGAUGGACGUAUCACAAUCAUCCUACAAUACCCUAAUCAUCCAUGACGACGGCCUGUACUCGAUUCACGACGAAGGAAUCUACUCGAUGAACCGCGAGUAUUCCAGCCCACCGCCGUACGUGAAGAAGGAACGGCCACGAUCCUACGGAGAGCCGCAAGCUCCGAUGCAGGAGAUCGCCGAGAUUCCCGAGGAAUAUCUCAGCCAGAGUCACGUCCUGAAACACCUCGCCAAGGAGGUUAAGCUGCCGACGCGAAACCGUGGCGAUUCGAAUACCCGCGAUUCGGGAGUGUCCGAAAACACGGACUCACGCGAUCAUCCACCAAAGUACGGCCAACACUGGACGGCGGGACAAAGUGCCUCGGUCGAUGAGUCGGCUACCUCGCCGACUCCCAAAUUGAAAAGCAAGAGUCAACCGGACUUGACACGUCCCGUGGAUAUCGAUCCGGAGGAGAUUGAAGCUUUGUUCAAGGAGAAUACACUGCUUAAGCAGCAGCUGAACAAUUGCUUCCUGAAGGUUGCCAAGAGUCAGAAGAUGGAACAGGAAAUAUCGAACAUUUACCGGGUGCAUGAAGAGCUAGUACAGUCCUGCGAUCGGCGGGAGCGGCUGGAGAAGGCGGCUCGUAACCGCCUACAGCAGGAUUGUCGGCGCCUACAAGAGCUCAACCGAGCCUUCCGAGAUCAAGUGGAAGUUUUGCAGAAUCAACUGCUAGCCUCGUCGGAUCACCAACUGGGUCGAUCGCAGCAAGACGUGCUCAUCUCGCAGCUGGUGACACAAAACAAAUCACUAGUGGACGCUAACCGGCGUCAAUGCAUCGAGCUGCAGGCCCAGAAUGCCACCCUGGAAGAACAGCGAAUUCAUAUUAACGUACUCGACACAGCGCUGAAGCGGUUGGAAGAGGAGUGCCGUCAGAAGCAGGUGUACGUGGAACGAUGUGCUCAGCUUCAGCACGCCCUCCAAUCGCUACAGAAUGCCAGCGAACGGCGAGAGCAAGCCGAACGGAAGCUUCUCAUGGAUUACGAGAAUGAUCUGCCGAACCGAAGCGGAAGUAGUACGACUAGCGAAACCGAAAACCUCAAGUGGCAGCUGCGUGAGAAGGACGCACAGAUAAUGAGACUUGAAGCCGAGUGUGCCAAAUUAGAGCAGCGCAACCUGGAGGAAUCGAACGUUCGCAACGUUGCCAAACUGGCGAUGGAGCGUAACUCGCAGGAAACUGAGCGUAUUAUUGCUGAGGCAAAGCAGGAGAAAAUCCGGUAUCUGGAUGAAGCACACUCCGCAAAUCGGAAGGUCACUGAACUGCAGACCCGCCUCAAACUAGUAGAAAACCGUUUGGCCGAAAAGGAGGCCAUGAUUCGCGCGUAUCAGGGACAGAAAAUCUACGGUUCUACCAACUCCUACGGAUCGUACAACCUAUCUAGCGAUAGCUUCGCACUGAAUCCACUGGGAGCGUACAACUCGCAGGUUUCGUACGACGUGUCGAACAAUUCGUUCGACGUGACGACGACGGCUUCACUGUUGGAUCCCAACUACGGACAGAAUCCGUCUUCCAGCUUCGCUUCGAACUAUGGACAGACGAAUCCGAGCUUUGCUCAAAGCUCGAUCAACCUGCAAACGGCAGGCAGCAAUAGCUACAGUUCACCCAGCGGUAGUUCCAACUACAGUACCAACUACGGUGCCAGUGAACAUACGACCAUCUACGACGCAAAGAACUUUGAUGCCCAGCGCAAAUCCAUCGACGAUCAGCUCAAGCAGCUGGACGAACAGCUGCUCAGCAAGAGAGGCUUGUGUUGCUUCCCAAGCCUAACAACGAAGAAACCAAUCCAGCCACUACUCUCUGACGAAGUGUCCGUACUGUCAACGAACAACAGCGAUAGCUUCCUGCAGAAUCUUGCAAACAUCGAUCAACGUGAUCGAGAGAGACAAGAUCGACGCGAGCAGGAUGGCGCAAGCGGUGGGGGUUCUGGUGGUGGUUCGAACGGUAAUGGAGGAGCGACGAAACCGGAAGAUAUUAUGCUACUGGAGAAGCAGGGACGCUGCUCGCAAAAACUUCGAAGUAAUCAGCUUAGUAAUCUGGCCCAUGUGACGCAAGCAUGUGGUCAGAACAUGACCGAUAUAAGUCAUAUUGGAGGAAAUAAGGUUCCGAAGAUACUGUCCAAUAUAGCCCAGCAAGCUGGCGGAAUUUUGCCACCGCGAAAAGAUCGAGGAUCAUCGCUGCCUCCAAGUGCUCUUCCACGACCACCCAGAAGUUUGAAGCCUCCGCGUAAGAUCGAAUACGGCCGCUUGAGUGAUUCAGAGGGUAAGAAGCGAGCUGACACCCCUCCCAAAACGGACGCUCAGAAAGAUUACGAACUAAAGACGUCGAGUCUGAAGCGUGCCAAUGGAGGAGCUUUCGGAAAAAGAGAGUUUUCCCCUGGCAAAAGCUACCUGGAAAUGAAGGAUACCUUCCAGCUGGCAAAAGAUUAUGGCGUGUUGAAAUCGAAAAACUAUGGAUCAGUUGGGAACACGUCGAUGGUACCGAUGAAAAAUGAAAGUAAGUUCGGGUUUGGAACCAAGUCCAGUAACACCACUGCCAAUAGUUCUGAAUUUUCGAAACCGGACUACACUUCCACGAAGAACUAUCAACGUCUCGAAGAGCAGAACCCACAAAUGCGCAAAAGUUCCCUAGAUACUGCAAUCAUGAAGCGCUCUCUACUGCCGAACGUCCGCAAGCUUAGUGCAGCUACAGUCAAAGGUUCGCGUGAAUCGCUGAACUCUGCCUCCAGUGGGUCAAACAAUUCCAACAACUCCAACCAGAUGCCACGAUCGAGUCCAAUUCACCCGGCCAACGCCGGAGCAGUCAAUCAACCGUCGCUAGUGUAUCACCAUCACAAUCAUCUUCACCACGGUCGAACUCCGCCACGUUUCAUUCAUCAUCAACAGUCGACUUCGGCGGAGUCCACGAAAUCCUCACAGAAUCCACCAUCUCCGCAAUCGCCAACGAUCAAUCAUCCACAGUCACCGUUCUUCAACAAACUGACGCCUAGUACGGCUUCGAAACUUCAUCAGAUCAACGCCCAGCAACAGCAACAGCCGCAGCAACAACAACAGCAGCAACAGCACAAAACAACUACGUUGCCCAGUGCCAGUAUUCUUCACGCCGCCGUUACCGCUUCGGCCACUUCGGCUAUCGGGCAGCAAACUACGGCCUCUCUGCCACCGAAGCCGAUGAUGGAUGCAAAGUCUAGCCUCGGGACUAGCGGAUGCAGCAGUUCUGGCCAACGGAGGGGUAGCAGUUUGACACGCGGGGAGAAUAAGUAUAGAAUUCAGUUUUGAAGUAGUGAGAGCUGAGUUACUGCGAUCGUUGCGGAUUGUUCGGGGCUGAGGUGCCGAAGGUAUUUUCUGUAUUAAAUUCUGAUCUUAAAAUUAAAAGCAAUCGUUUUUUUCCGAACAUAGUUGGGGCAGCUGUAGUAUUUUACUUUUGGAUGGGCAAAAAUUGUAUACAUUGGAUCUUUUUUACGGUAGGAAAAAUAUUUUCAAAUCUGCACAGAACCUGUUCGAUGGAUGUCAACAGCAGGAA
Molecule: messenger RNA, 4634 nt
Organism: Topomyia yanbarensis
Lineage: Eukaryota; Metazoa; Arthropoda; Insecta; Diptera; Culicidae
Exons: 10
Coding region: 386-4390 (1334 amino acids)
Biological process (GO): regulation of cell migration; actin cytoskeleton organization
Cellular component (GO): plasma membrane; cytoplasmic vesicle; bicellular tight junction
Source: RefSeq, a predicted model, not a curated record